AGAAUAAAGUGAAAUUCACUCGGAUGAAGAGACAUCGUGAAAGCAGAAUACAAACGAAGUAUUGGGUUUGUAUUUUUUGUUUUAUAAACAAUUUUGCACGGUGCGCGAAUAUAAGUUUUACCAAAACAAACCGUAUAUAAAAGCAAAGUGACGAAAAACAAGAAAGGAAGUAUAUUGAAUACAACAAUAAGAGGAUAAAAAUGUAAUAAGUGUACAACAAUAGAAAAGGUGUUAACACGAAUGCGACACCGAAACCACGACGAGGCAGUGACAAAUAAGGAAAAAGUUACAUAUGCCCAAUGAUAAAUUAAGACGUCAAUCAUCCAGUUAUACUUUCAGAUGUGAUAAGUUAAGAUAUUUGAUUUAAAUUGUAAUUAAAAGAGCAAAGUUUUGUGAAAUUUUAAGCAGACAAACCGAAGAGUUGGGCAAAUAAACAACAGCGACGGCGAGAGAAAAAAUAAUGGAAGCAGCAUGAUUUCAUUAACAAAUUGAAGAGCAAAACAAACCAAAAAACUAAAGAAAACGGUUAAUAAGCAAUUAAUACAAAAAGGGAAGCAGUUGUUAUAGUAUAAAAAAAAACAAUUGAAUAAAAUAAGACAGUUUGUCAAAAAGUGGUAAAAGAAUAUCGUGUAAUUUGAAGGAAAUUGGUGUACAAGAAAAAGAAGAAGGAAACUACUUAAGAAAGCGUAUACGUAAAACGGUUGUGGAGCGCAAAUUAACUCCCGGCUCUGUAACACCUUCAAAGGUUAAAUAAAAAGACAACUACAAAGGAAACGGCAUACCUCUAAUAAUUUAAUAAUAAUAUAUAAACCGGAACAAAUCUGAAGGAUACAUAAAUAUGUAUUUUAAAAUACCGACGAAAAUAUAAAAAAUUACUUAAUCAAAAGAGGCGAAAAGUGAAAAGCGCAAACUAGAGGCAAUGGUACUAUACUGUGCUAUCUACCCACCAUAAUUUGUUAGCAUUAGUAAAAAUACCUUAGACUAUUAAAAACAUCUUAACAAAGAAACAACAGUUGAGGUAAUUAUUCUUCAGACUUGCCACUAUGCCAGCGCUACCACACGAAAAAACUAAGCGAGAAAUAUUAAACAAAAAUACAGUUUCAAUAGCCAGUGUCAUUUCUAAAAUGCCAAGAUAUAAUAACUUUCAUUUAACUGACUAAAAUCAUCUAAUUACUCCCAUAACAGUGAAAUCCUGCUGACUAUAUUUUCCGCGCCAUUAUAUUAUUAAUUUGUUGAAUUGUAAGUUGUGUAAAUUAUUAAUAUACGGUUUAAAAAAGAAAUAUAGAAAGAAUUGCAAACACUACGUCAUUCCUAUAGACUGAAGUAAAUCCUCUGAUUAUUAUAAUACAACUUAUGCUUGAGUCGAGUGAGUACUGAGUAGUUUUAACCAAACUAACUAAUCAAUCUUGCAAUUAAAUUAGUGUGUUAAAUUCAAGAUAAAUAGCCGCCUGAUUUAAUGCACAAUUCGAGAAAAUUGAAUUUAAUUUGAAUGUCGUCGGUGAUUAGGUUUUACUGUAAUAGGAAGGAAUUACUGGCACCAUGCAAAGCUUGGAUUCAUCAUGUCAAGAAGCUGAUUUUAUAAUAAAUGACACGCUUAAAAAGCUUAAAGGCUCCAACACUAGCAUAAAUAGUAACAGUAAUUCGACAACUGCAGCUUUAACAUCUUUGAAUUCAAGCGGUAGCAGCAGCAGCAGCAUACUAAGGCAUCAACAUUCUCACCAGCAACUAAUCUAUCAACAACAUUCUUCUCUUCCUUCACAAACCAAGCAGCCGCAGUACCCCCAUUAUCAAAACUUACAGACCGCACUGCAGUGUCCUGCACCGUCACCGCAACCACAACAGCUCACAACACCACCGCCACCACCAGCACCAUUGAGCAGCGUUACAUUUCCCACGAAAAGUUCGUUGCUUGACUCCAGUCUGCUACAUUGUAACAUCACACAAAUUCCUAGCCAACCGCCGUAUUGUAUUUUCGAUGAUGGGACUGAAUCGCCCAGUGAAGUUCCGCCUGCUGAAAUACUCGCAACUAGUAGUAGCAGUAGUGUUGGUGGUGGCAGCGGUAAUAUCGGUAGCUUGGACGGAAUUGUUCUACUCGCAGAACCAUCGGCGACAACAUCAACGCAUGCAAAUACUUCGUCUGCGGUGCCAUCUCCAUCAUCAUGCUCAUCAUCUACAAAUCUUUCCAAUUUUAAUUCGAUCACUUCACCAUCGCCGGUAGUGCCCGAUUUAUUAUUAUCAACACCGCCGGGCGUAAAUUCCUCAUCAUCACUUGGCGAUUCAACUGCUAAUACCAAUUAUGGUGGCAUCGGAACAAAUGCAUUUCUAACAUCUUUAGCGCAGGCAUCACAAUUUUCUACAACAACAGUAACGCAUCAAAGCAACAAUAAUAAUAUUACAAUAACCAGUAAUAACACUAACAAAAAGGCUGAUAAACGUCCUUCCGCGUCUUUAAGUACUCAACAGCAACAACAACAGCACAGCAAUCACUCACACCAUUACCAGCAAUCAUCUACGCAUCAUCAUCCACCGCAGCAUUUGUUAAAUACAUCGUCGCCAUUGGCAGGUGCGGUCGCAUCUUCAUCGCCAACUUCUUCGCCUAGUAAGCGGCAGAAAAUUUCUAAAGAUGCAACAAGCCGAUCAUCACCAUCAACAUCUACGACGCGUGCGUCAACUAACAAACGCGAUGGUAACAACACUGUGCCAACCAAUUGUACAACAACAACAACAACUGGUUCUAGUGGAACAACAUCGGCGACAGGGUCAUCUAAGUUUUUCAACAUACAUGAUAAGAUUCGAGAAAAUUAUUUGCAAUUGUUGGCUAAUGAUUUAAAUGCGUUUACGGAAACUGGGCUCAAGCAGCGUUCACGUGCUUUUGUUUUGGAACGUUUAGUGGAGAGCGAAAAAUUGAACACUAUCGUUGUAAACCUAUACCCUGGUAAUAAAGGAUACUCAUUAGCAUUACAUUAUGAUGAGCGGCAGUUGUUGACAGCUAACGGUGAAUUAGUGCAUGGUGGCGAGGCGUCCGGCAAUGUACCGGGCGUUAGCGGUACUGAAAGUGGGAUAGCUGGCAUGGGUAUCAGCUCCUCUGCCAACAUAUAUAGAGGUGCUUCUAGUCGGAAUACAUGUAGCGGUAACAGUAGUAAUAAAAUGAGUUUAGCUUCCAUACCGCCAGAUUUAAAAUGCGGCACCGACUUUGAUAGUACAGCUGAAUUAAAGCUGAAAGCAGCCGGUAGGGCUGAUGAUAAUAGCCAACAAAGUGAAUUCGCUUUAAUCGAAGUAUUGCGUUGGCCCUACGAGAACGAUCAGUUGCUGCAGUGCAUCGAUCGUGAGGUAAUACCGGACUUUCUAGUUGACAUGUUAAAUGCACCUAGCCUCACACUGAAUGCUUCUCAAGAUGAUAGCGAACCCCGUACCUAUGCUAAGCCGAAUGUAUUUUACGCUGGCUGCGUGAUUGCGCAAAUACGAGAUUUUCGACAAACCUUCGCUAUUUCGACGAAUAUCUGUGAUACGAAACACGUCCUCCUGCGGCCCACAAAUGCUACCAUUUUUUCUGAUAUCCAGCACUUGGCAAGCACAACGAAUAUGAGCAUAAGCCCAACAAUACCCUCAAUGGUUGGUGCAGCAAUUUGUGGCGCAGAGGACAAACUACAACUAGAAAGUCAGUUGGUGUUGGCAACUGCGGAACCGUUGUGUCUAGAUCCCGAUCCUAAUAUUGGGCGUUUCGCCAUCAAUGCUCAGAAUGCACGGCAACUAUUUAAUACACACGAGAUGCGGAGACAAAUGAAGAAGUAUACACAGAUAUCGAUAAAUCGAAAACGGAAAUUGGAUCAGUUCACACAUCAUUACGGACUGGAGUUGUGUGAUUAUUUGACGCGUUUACGCGCCAAACCACGCACCAGUAGUAGUGCAAAUGCCAAUACUACAGCGGCAACAGCACCCAGUAAUAAUCCAUUGGUGAGUGCCAUGCUCACGUCAUUCUCGUCGAAAGUGCCACGUCGUCCGCGUGACGUCAUACGACCUAUUCGACCGCCACGUCUAGAGUAUCCAGCGAAUCUAAAGGUGCCCGAGCAGCUAAUAAGUGUGGAAAAGUAUGCCAAAACCUACGAACGGCCACGCGAAACAACAGAUUGCCAGCCGCAAUUGAUCGAGGAGUAUGUGCUGGAAACCGAACGCGAAGAAAAUGCUGGACGUCGUGUGAUAUAUCACAUAAAACUUUCGAUUUUCCAACGACCCUCAAAUUCCGAGUACCUGGGUGAGCUGUAUGUUGAUCGUGAUUAUCGUGAGGGGGAACGAAAUGGCGAGUCGUGUCGCUUUUCGUUAGGUACACGCAUACAUGCGAAUCGCUACAUACAACAAUUCACAGAGAUUUUCACCGAAGAGGGGCGCAAGGCGGUUAAAAUCACGCAUUUGAUGCCAGGUCACUUGCCUAAGGUAACACAUACGGGGAUAACACCGGAACAACGACAAGCUCUGUUGCUGCAGCAACGGCAAGCUGCUCUAUUAGCAGCACAACAACAGCAACAGCAACAACCGCAUGUGCAACAUGCUUCAACCGCAAAUGUGAAUACUCAACACUUGACCGUUGCAUCAGCAACAGCAGGUGGCAAUCAACAGACGCAGCAGCAACAGCACGUUGUGUUGGUAGGACCGAAUGGACAGCAGCAACACAUAUUGCCCGCCACUGUGCAGCAUAUAAACACUGUCGGUCUACAGCAAGUGUCACAAAGUGUUUGCGGAGUUGGUGGUAGUGUGCAACAGCAACAACAACAGCAACAUAUUGCUAUUACGCCAACUGGCAGCAAUUUGUCGAAGAAUAUCAAUAUUGUCGGGUUAACUGCCAGCAAUGCUGCCGCGGUGCAGCAAGUAUUGCGCCAACAGCAAAUGCAGCAGCAGCAACAACAACAACAACAACAGCAGCAGCAGCAGCAGCAGCAAAUUACAACCCAAUUUAUAGAUGCGAACGGCUCAACGAUGCACGUACAGACGAGCGGUGUGCAUGCGCAGCAACAGCAGCAACAACAACAGCAAACACAACACAUACAACUACAUUCGGUGGGCGGUAGUAAUGCGCACACUACAACGCAACUCAGUCUCAGCAACGGUUCUCUAGUGUUAGUGCAACAACAUCCCAUAACGCAAAAUCAACAGCAACAACAAACACAAACUCUACAACAUGCUGGCAUCACUAUACAACCUGCCAACGUGCAACAACAACAGCAACAGCAAAAGACUCAAGUGAUCACGGCGGCUCAAUUGAAUGCCGUUGCUGGUGCAAAUUCAGCACUGCGCACACAACUCAGUUCCAGCGUGCCAAUAUUGCAAGCGCAGCUGAAGGCCGCGCCAUUACUCACUCCACAGCAGCAACAGCAGCUUUUGCAUAAAUCUGCACAACAACAACAGCAACAGAGUACUGCCAGUAGUAACAAUAGUAGUAAUUCCACUACAUUACACACCAAUCCUGAGAUAAAUGCAAUCUUCACAAACAUCAUGAAUAGCGCCAAUCAGUUCCAACAACAAAAACAACAGCAGCAACAGCAACAGCAGUUGCAGCAAUCCUCAAACAACACUGUAAGCAGCAGCAGCAAUGUGAAGAAUAGCAGCAACGCUUCCAUACGCAGUCUGUUGAAUAGCGCACCUGCUGCAAUGACAAGUACGCCUGUGGCAAGCGGCACUUUCACUACUUCCACUGGCCAACAUCAGACUGUCACAUUGGUGCAACACACAACUUCGACGCCUCAACAACAACAACAACAGCAGCAACAUCAAACCGUUGUUAGUGGUGAUAGUUUUGUACAGGUGGCAACACAGCCAACCACUGUCUCAGCGGCAACUACAACCGUGCAACAACGUAAACCAACCAACAAUGAAGUGUUGCAGAAUCUCUUGCAUACUAAUCGCAAAUUCAAUAUCGUCACCAGUGGUGGAAAUAUUGUAACUGCCAGUACUGGGGGUGCUACCUUCCGCACUGCAGCCGGCAAUUUGGUUGCUGUUAAUCUGAAUCAAGCAACGCAACACCAAAAUCAAACGGAUGGGCAGCAAUCGCAACAACAAACGACAGGCACACAAGCACAGCAAACACAUCAAACGGUACGCGUUUCAAUGUCGGCACUCGCCUCACAGUUAGCCUCCCCGCCAGCCAUUAUGACAAAUCCAAAUUCGGCAAACUUUGGCUACACUGUGAACACUUUGGGUGGUAGUGGUGGAACAGUGAAUGCAGUUAACGCUGUGAGCGGUGCAACCGGCAAUAGUAUCAAAAUACUCAAUAGUGGCGUGCAACAACAGCGUGUGGCAUUGGCAAAUGCAUUGCGACGCGACUCGAGCAAUACGGGUGCACCGCCAAACGCUAUAGUUGUUGGUGUGGCAGCACCUUCGCCGGGCAGUGAUUCGAAUGCAUCGAAUGCUAGUGGUUUUGCCGUGCCACAGCCAACUAGUGCCACCAACUCGGUGGGCACCGCAACCAGUUUGACACUGCUCAGCGCGGCCACACCAUCCCCAUCCGGUUCGGAUCAUUCACAGUCGUCGCAAACGCAAAAUCAAGUAUUGCUUGAGCGUUUGCACAACAAUAGUGCCACUACAGCGACGGCGAUACCGAAUAUGUCGCCACAGCAGCAGCAACAACAGCAAUCACACGCACACACCCAGUAUCUAACGAAAACGCUAGUGCAAUCGCCAGCUGCUGCCCCAUCCAUACACUCACCUAUGUCUAGUCCACAUCCACAGCCAUCACCAUCGCCACAGCAUCAUCAUCAUCAGCAGCAACAACAACAACAGCAAUCUACUGCCUCCAAUACUACCACCACAUUGAACUUACAAGGUAUUAAUUUAUUGCAAGGCGCCAUAGCCAAUUUCCCCGGCCUGCAGAACGUUCAACUACAAAUACCGGGUUUGGCGCAACCGCUCUCAUUGCAAUUGCAAUCUGCUGUACAACAACAGCCACAACACACAUCACAAACGAAUGCUGCCACUGUGUCGUGUAUAGUAAGCGGCGGCGGUGGCAAUGCUGGUGGUGGUGGUGUCGCUGCUUCAUCCAACAACAAUGUUGCUGGUGGCGCUGGCAGCAGUAGUAUGGGUCAACAAACACAUAUACAGCAACGCAGCUUAUUGGUAUCAGUUCCUGUCUCAACACACAGCCAACAGCAACCACAACAGUCGACACAACAGCAGCAUACGAUAACUCUGCAAGCGGCAUCGGGGACGCAGCAAACACAAAAUCACGUGCAACAUGUUGUACCGCCCACGGGUACGAUUGUGAAUCUGCCAACUUGUGGCACUGCCACAACUGCUGGCACACAAACUGUAGUUCUAACGAAUACUGCGACAGGUGGCGCAGGUGCUGGUAGCAAUGUAGGAAAUGCAGUGGGUGGUGGCGGCACUACAACAACAAUGCUAACCCUGCCAAUUGCUCAAUUUGUUGGUCCCGGUGUACAAAAACUCAAUCCUCAAACAAUUCGUACCUCAAGUGGUGGUGGGGGUGUUGCAGGUGGCAGCAUAGUUCUUCAGCAGCAGCAACAACAACAGCAAGUGACGCAGCAGCAACAGCAGCAAGGACAUCAAUCGCAACAACAGCAAACAACGACAAUAAAUGUGAGUGGUGUUGCUGCGGGUAGUAGUGCGGCUGGUGGCAGCAGCAUAGUCAGCAGUGGCCAGCAGACGGCAAUUCAAUUGGUCGGCACCAUACAGCAACGGCCGCGUAAUAUAGUUGUGGGCACAAAGCAACUGAGCGGCGCGCAACGGCAAUUGAUUGCAACGCAAAGGAAUAUAGGCGGUUCCACGCUGAAAAUCGCUACAACGCCAAUGAAUGCAUCGAAUGCGAACACCAUUACAACAACCACAAAUCUAACUGCCACUCCCAUUGUGAUGUCGACGCAAAAAUUGCAGCUGAAAACUAUCAAAACGCCACAACAACAACAACAACAGCAACAUCAACAACAACAUGCGCGCAUAUUAAAUCAAGUGACUGCAACGGCUGCCUCUCAAACGCAAACCACGCACCAGAAUCAACAGCCACAGCAGCAGCAAACGAUUAUAAUAGGUCAGCAUUUAGCCGCGGCGCCAACAACACAGCAAUCACAACAACAACAUAUACAAGUUGCAGGACGAACCGUAACCACAACCGGCAAUGCCAGUCUAAAUCAACAACUAAUUUCGGCGUUAGCCAAGGCUGCCAAACAACAACACCAACAUCAGCAACAAGCAGCAAAUCGGCGUAGAUCGGCAACUGAUGUAAAUAAAUAAAUAUAUAUAAAUGAAUAGAGUGAACCAACAACGAUUGGGCGCACAGUAGCGACAGUUGGCUGAAGUGUAUGUGUGUGUGGUGUGUGUUAGUGUGUGUACGUGUGUACGUAAAAUGUAUAAUGAAAAAUUAUAUAA
Bactrocera latifrons is the source of this 8370-nucleotide messenger RNA. RefSeq lists its product as uncharacterized. The coding region runs from base 1540 to 8235 and encodes 2231 amino acids. Gene Ontology annotation, molecular function: transcription coregulator activity. The record is from RefSeq and is a predicted model, not a curated record. Gene Ontology annotation, cellular component: SAGA complex. Gene Ontology annotation, biological process: regulation of transcription by RNA polymerase II. Lineage: Eukaryota; Metazoa; Arthropoda; Insecta; Diptera; Tephritidae. The transcript has 8 exons.